AUGGAGAUUGACUUAAGCACAAUUCCUCCAAAGCCACCAAGGCUCCCAGUGCAGGACAAUGCACUUGCCUCCCAGGUACUGGAGGUCAUAGGUGGGACUGCUCUUGAGGCACCACAGAAACUGGAGGAAUCUGAAGUGUGGUCGAUGGAGGAGGGAGACGACUCUGUGUUUUACAGUGAUGGAGAACAACCUGAUGAGGACAUUCAAGUGAAAACAUCUGGGGAUUUUGGUCCCGGACAUUGUGUCAAAAGGAAUAGUGUGGCAGCAGAUGAACCUUGCCAACAGAGAAAAGAGGGCUCAGCUAAUGAAUCCAUCAUUGGUAAGGAAACUUCAGAGUUGGAGAAGGAAACAACUCUACAGGUCAUUCUGAAUGAGCAAGACAAGCAAUGCCAAGAUCUAAAGAAAGCAGAACCUACUGAUCAUACAGAUGCUGCAUAUCCAGAAGCAGAGUCCGACCAAAAUCCAGAGAAGUCCGCGAGGAGCUGUGGAGGAUCUCUGUCACCUAACUGCUUGAUUGCAGACAUGCAGAGUCCGCAAGAAGGCAACACACAUGUAGAAAAAGCAAAUCCCCUAUUCGAUAAGGAAGGUGUUCUUGUCACACAGACACCCAACCUUGAACCCUUUGAUGUUGCUAAUGAAGGGAUUAAUACAAGGCUGAAUGGGGAGACAGGAGUCCCAGAGCAGAUGCCUAAAGCUGAAGUGUUGAUGUCAGGCAAAAAGCAACAGAUUCAGAAAGACCAGAAGCCAGAAAAGGACCCAAAGUUCAGCGUCCCUAUGGGGUUUCAUCAAGACCCCAGCCCAGGCUAUGCCUCCCUGCCUCAACCCAAGAAAUCCGGUCAACAGAACCCUUUCGACCACCUCAAUGCCUCCAAAUACAGCACUGUGUCCUACCGCAGGAUCCGCAGAGGCAACACACGCAAGAAGAUAGAAGAGUUUGAGUACAUGAUGAUGAAUUUGUAA
Molecule: messenger RNA, 960 nt
Organism: Notolabrus celidotus (New Zealand spotty)
Lineage: Eukaryota; Metazoa; Chordata; Actinopteri; Labriformes; Labridae
Product: ermin-like
Exons: 2
Coding region: 1-960 (319 amino acids)
Biological process (GO): regulation of cell shape; actin filament organization
Molecular function (GO): actin filament binding
Source: RefSeq, a predicted model, not a curated record